UUUCCGCCUGUCAGCUCGAAUACUUCCUGGAGAAGAAGGAAGACAACAAUACGCUGAACUUACAAGAAAAAUAAAAAAUAGCAAUUUUUACUUAAAGUCUCCACAUAAAAAGCCAAACGCAGUCACAAUGUUUUCCUUCCAUCCUGUCUUUGACCACCCCAUGGUCCGGGGAUUUUCGAACCGUUUCUCUACCCAGUACCGCUGCUACUCGGUGUCCAUGUUAGCUGGACCCAACGACCGCUCCGAUGUGGAGAAAGGAGGCAAAAUAAUUAUGCCACCUUCAGCGCUUGACCAGCUCAGUAGGCUUAACAUCACCUAUCCGAUGCUGUUCAAACUGACCAACAAGAACUCGGACAGAAUGACUCAUUGUGGUGUUCUGGAGUUUGUGGCAGAUGAAGGAAUCUGUUACCUGCCACACUGGAUGAUGCAGAAUCUUCUGCUGGAAGAAGGUGGUCUAGUUCAGGUGGAAAGUGUCAACCUCAUGGUGGCUACAUAUUCAAAGUUUCAGCCACAGAGUCCUGACUUCCUGGAUAUCACAAACCCCAAGGCCGUCCUGGAGAACGCUCUGAGGAACUUUGCCUGCCUGACAACUGGUGAUGUCAUAGCCAUAAACUACAAUGAAAAGAUCUAUGAGCUGCGGGUUAUGGAAACAAAACCAGACAAAGCUGUAUCCAUCAUCGAAUGCGACAUGAAUGUGGAUUUUGAUGCUCCUUUGGGUUACAAAGAACCUGAGCGACGGGCUCAGAACCACGAUGAACCAACAGAAGAGGAAGGAGACCCCAGCAGUUAUGCUGACAUGGAUACUGGAUUCAGAGCUUUUACUGGCUCUGGAAAUCGACUGGAUGGAAAAACGAAAGGGAUUGAACCCAGUCCUGCUCCUCUCACUGCAAGUGACAUCAAAAGAGGUAUUCCAAAUUAUGACUUCAAAGUUGGCCGGAUCACCUUCAUCAGAAACUCCAGGCCUCAGCCCAAGAAAAAUGUUGAAGAUGAUGAUGCUUUGAACAGAUUUAUUGCUUUCUCUGGACAAGGACAGUCACUGCGCAAGAAGGGCAGAAAACCUUGAAUUAUAUUAAAGAGUUUCUCUGGCUUUUGUGACAUCUUCAACAGCAUGGUUUAAUUUAACACACACGCACAUUUGGCUUUUCCCUUGUGUGCGUUUUACGUCUGAACUUUGCAGUUGAUUUUUUGAUUAUGUUUUGAACAUAAACUCUGGCGGUAACAUGCUGCAUUGGUUAAACACUGUCACUAAAAGUUUGUGUUCACAGGUCCAUGGAUUUGAGCCAGACUCUAUAGACAAUAUAUCUUACUUAAAGAAUAGGGCAAGGUUUAUUGUUGGAAUAGUAUGACUUAAUUUUGCUUUUACCACGUUUUUCCAGAUUUGUUAUUUAUUAACAAGUCCUCCUAAAAAACACUCUGUUUUCAGGAUCCUGUUCAUAGUUUAAACGAUGGGUACAGUCAUUUUAUUUUGUAUACGCAUAUGAACAAUUAUAUCUUGGAAUGUGUUUUUUUUUUCCUUUUUUUUUCUCCCCACAGUUAUAGCGUUGAUUUGCUGACAUUCUUUCCCUGGAUUAUUUAUAAAAAGACAAAUAAA
This is a messenger RNA of Cyprinodon variegatus (sheepshead minnow), 1591 nucleotides long. RefSeq names its product ubiquitin fusion degradation 1 like (yeast) (gene ufd1l). NCBI's taxonomy places the organism in Eukaryota, Metazoa, Chordata, Actinopteri, Cyprinodontiformes, Cyprinodontidae. Gene Ontology annotation, cellular component: VCP-NPL4-UFD1 AAA ATPase complex. The transcript is spliced from 12 exons. Gene Ontology annotation, molecular function: polyubiquitin modification-dependent protein binding. The record is from RefSeq and is a predicted model, not a curated record. The coding region runs from base 128 to 1063 and encodes 311 amino acids.